This is a messenger RNA of Rhodofomes roseus, 742 nucleotides long. RefSeq lists its product as uncharacterized. NCBI's taxonomy places the organism in Eukaryota, Fungi, Basidiomycota, Agaricomycetes, Polyporales, Fomitopsidaceae. The record is from RefSeq and is a predicted model, not a curated record. The coding region runs from base 157 to 387 and encodes 76 amino acids. The transcript is spliced from 3 exons.
GAUCGCAAUACGAAGUCAAAUGCGUAGUCGAUUGCGCACACGGUGCUGAGGGUGGGGCAACGGGGAGGGACAGUGUCGAGUGCUGAGAGUGCGACGACGGAAGCAAACGCGCCUGUGGCUCUGUCCUUUGUGCUUGGGCGUCUAACUGAUCGCGAUAUGCCGGGAGGCCUGUACUACGCCCUUAUCGUCCUCGCUGAUCCCACGAUCGUCGUUCCGCUUCCACAAUACUUCCAAGCUGCGAGCAGCAUUGUCUCUAGAUUAUCAACACCGUCCAAGUCUCCUGACGCCAUGGUCAAGUGCGAUGGCUUGUGGACGCAACUGUUUGAAAUCAAUGUCAGUGCGUCGGACGACGUACUGGUCGUUUCUCUAAUUUGCUGUACAGCCUAGAGAAUCUCGUACAUCUGCACAGUACGUCAUCCGUUCGCUGCACGCAAGAGCAUGAUCGUCCACAGCGAUCUCAAGGGUACAUACUAUAUUUCGGCGGGGAUCGCAUAACAUUGCCUCCACGAUCCAUCGCGUGAUCAUUAUCUUCGCCCUGCCAGGAAUAUUGCACGAUUGGCAGCACUACGACGACGAGGUGCACAUUGCUACCAUCCAUGAGCCCAUAUGAUCAUUUUCAUAGCCAGAUCGCAUGACAUUGCGAGUCGGUCGUUCGGAGAGCACGCUGUAUAAUCUAGUCUCCGUUGCCGACCAUAAAAGAACGACAAGCGCGUUUAUGAGGUAUAUAUAUAAUCCUGGAUAC